This is a messenger RNA of Linum trigynum, 4509 nucleotides long. The record is from the annotation of a GenBank genome assembly. Lineage: Eukaryota; Viridiplantae; Streptophyta; Magnoliopsida; Malpighiales; Linaceae.
CAGCUUCGUGGGAUUUGCGAGACCUUCCACCUUCCCUUCACGGUUAUUGGGGAUUUUAAUUCGACCCUUCAUGCGGGCGAAAAGGAUGGUGGUCGUGUUUGGAAUGCUGCUCAGUCAGCGAGUCUUUGUGGGUUUGUUCAAGAGUUGGGUCUUCAUGAUCCAGGAUUUCAGGGUGACCAAUUUACGUGGACGAAUAAGCGGAUGGGCGCUGCCUGUAUUCGCGAACGCCUUGAUAGAGCCCUUUGCUCUCAGGCCUGGAUGGACCAGUUUCCUGAAACUCUGGUGAAACACUUUACGGAUCAGGGUUCAGAUCACCGAGCCAUUCUCCUCUCUGAUAAAGCUUAUGCUCGGAAUGGUAGACCCCUUUUCCGGUUUGAUGCUCGAUGGGCUGAUAACCCGGAGGUCAGGGCGAUGGUCCGUUAUGUUUGGGCAGAAGAGAUUCAUGGGUCCCCUAUGUUUCGACUUUGGGAACGGCUUAAGAAGCUUCGGCAUCUCCUUUAUGAUUGGAGCCGGGCAGGGACUACGAACUCUCUCCGGAACAUUAAUACUCUCCAAGCUGAGAUUGAUCAAGUGAAACGUAGUCAUCCCAUUAAUUGGGAUACGAUUAGAGAUUUGGAGGCUGAGCUGUCUCGCCAGUGGGAGGCGGAGGAGAUUUACUGGCAGCAGAAAUCUCGAGUCCAUUGGCUUAAGAAAGGUGAUAAAAACAGUUCGGAUUUUCACACGGUGACGCGCGCUCGUCGGAAGCGCAAUUUUGUGGCCGGGCUUCAUAAUGACAAUGGGGAUUGGGUUACUGAGGAGAAGGGGAAAGCGGAUAUUGCUACAGAGUUUUACACAAACCUUUUUACCUCUGAAUCCCACGUCCCUAAUAUGCUGGAUAGAGUGUCCUCUCUACCUAUUGAGCGGAAGGUCACUGAUGAGAUGAACGCAAGUUUAACGGCUGAGGUCCUCCCUGAGGAAGUUCGGAGAACGGUUUUCUCAAUGGGUUCGAAACAGGCUCCGGGUUCGGAUGGAUUCACGGGGAAAUUUUUUAAAUCCUUCUGGGAUAUUGUGGGGGAGUCGGUUUGUGAGGCGGUUUGUUCUUUCUUCUCGACCAGUCGGAUGCUACGGAGUUUUAACCAUACUUGGUUAACUUUGAUUCCUAAGGUUGACUCGGUGGAGAAUAUGAAGCAAUUACGGCCUAUUAGCCUUUGCCAGUUUGUGUAUAAGGUCAUAACUAAAGUCAUGACGGAAAGGCUGGCUGGCUUCCUUCCCCGGAUCAUCUCGGAGGGACAAAAUGCGUUCAUCAGGGAAAGGCAAAUAAUUGAUAAUGUCCUCCUCGGGCAUGAGUUAAUGCACUAUCUCAAACUCAAAAAGCAAGGCAAGAAAGGAUACAUGGCUCUGAAGGUUGACAUGGAAAAGGCCUAUGAUAGAGUCGAAUGGUCUUUUCUUCUUGCUGUGAUGAAGAAGAUGGGGUUUAAUUCUGUCUGGAGAGGGUGGAUCCAUGAAUGUCUGCGAUCGUCGUCUUUCUCUGUCCUCAUGAAUGGUACUCCGGCAGGGUACUUCACUUCGUCCCGUGGGCUGCGACAGGGUGAUCCACUGUCCCCUCUUUUGUUUGUGCUCUGCACUGAGGGGUUUGCGGCUCUCCUGCGCAAAGCAAUUUCGGAGAAGAAGCUUGAGGGGGUUAAAGUAGCACCCCGUGCACCUAGAAUUUCUCAUCUUUUCUUUGCUGAUGAUUCCUAUUUAUUCCUCCGAGGAACUCUAAGGGAAUGUGAAAACCUGAUCGUGGUUUUGAACGAGUAUGAGGAACUCAGUGGCCAGCGGGUCAACUUGGCCAAAUCAGCGGUUUGCUUCAGCAAGAACGUUGAGGUGCCAGAUCAAGAGUUUCUGGCGGCCAUUCUAGGGGUGGGUGCGGUGGGGGUCCAUGAUAAAUAUCUGGGACUACCUACAUUGAUUGCCCGCUCCAAGAUGGCUACCUUUCGUUAUUUGGAGGAAAAGCUGAGAGAACGACUGCAGGGAUGGAAGCAAAGGACUCUCUCAUGGGCUGCUAAAGAAACAUUGAUCAAGUCGGUGGCCUUGGCCCUGCCUUUGCAUGUGAUGUCCUGUUUCAAACUUCCCUUGUCCCUCUGUCGUCUGUUGGACAAGCUUGUAGCCCGGUUCUGGUGGGGGGCGGAUGAUAACCAUUCUAAGAUACGAUGGAUGUCCUGGCGUAAUAUGUGUCGAAGUAAGCACGAGGGGGGGAUGGGGUUUCGGAGAUUCGAACAUUUUAAUCAAGCCCUCCUGGCGAAGAUUGGGUGGCGAAUCUUGAUGGAACCUCAAUCCCUCCUGGCCCAGGUGUAUAAGGCUAAAUAUUUUCCUUCGGGUUCCUUCAUCCAAGCCAAGGCUCGCUCUCGUCCUUCCUGGGGUUGGCAGAGUAUUUUGUUUGGGCGACAGCUGUUGGAAAUGGGGUUGCGUUGGCAAAUUGGUGACGGUCGCGCUGCGUCCAUGCUUCAUUCACCCUGGAUACCGCAAUGCCAGUUGGAUCCCCCUCGCUGGAAUCCUCUGAUCUUACCAGAAGGGGGUGAUCCUCUGGUGGCUGAGCUCAUUAUUCAAGGAGAGGGGAGGUGGUGUGAUCGGAAACUUAGCCAAUGGUUUGACCCGGUUACAUGUCAAGCCAUCAGGAAAAUCCCACUACCUCGCCAAGUGAUGGAGGAUAAGCUGAUCUGGCAUGAAACUGUGGAUGGGGUUUUUUCGGUUAAGUCGGCUUACCACUUGGCGGUGACUUUGGAUAGGAGAAAAGGUGGUUGGAAACCAACGGUGUGCUGGAUGGAUAAGGCUAGCUGGAUUCGGCUUUGGGAAGCGAAUAUUCCUCCUAAACUUAAGGUGUUUGUUUGGCAAAUCCUUAAUCGAGCCCUUCCCACGAUGGAAGCACUGAUUGAGAAAAAAGUUCAGGUUCAGCCCCGGUGCCCGGUUUGUUGGGGUGCUAAGGAAUCCUUGGAGCAUCUGUUCCUUUAUUGCCCGGUGGCUCGAGCUCUUUGGGAUUAUGCGGGUUUGGAGUAUAUUGGGGAGGGGUUACCCCGGGAUCAUUUUCCGCUCUUCCUUAAGAAGGUGCUGGCUCUGAUUGAUCAGCCGAGGUUGUUCAUGGCAGUUGUGGCCGUCCUUUGGAGGAUUUGGCGAUCUCGUAACUGGGUGGUUUUUGAGGGUAAGCAGUUCAGUUUCCUUGCGUUGAUGAGACAGCUUAGCCAGCAGGUUGAGGAGUGGGUUGGGUUGCCUCCUGAUCCAGGUCCACAGGGGUUGGGGAGGACUAGGGGGCUGAUGGAUGCGGGGGAUGCGGCGGGUAUGAGAUGUAUGUGGGAUGGUGCCACCAGGAGAGGGUCCCAUUCGGCAGGUGGUCUGGUUAUUCUAACCCCUGGUAGGGAGGUCCUCUUGGCUAAAGGGGUCCAGUUUCAGGGUAUUGAUGAUCCUAUGAUUGUGGAGUUGUUGGUCCUCCGAGAGGCGGUUCUAUGGUGUCUGCAUUUGGGAUUUUCAGAGAUCACCUUUGAAGGCGACGCUAAAGUUAUUAUUGAUAAAAUUAAUCUUGCGGACGCGGGGGAUAGCCGGAUGGGUGCAGUGCUUCAGGAAGUUAUUUCUUAUUUUGGUUCCCUUCCUGGUUUUAGUGUUCGGUUUGUAGGUCGUGAGUGCAAUAGGGUAGCCCAUUUGGUGGCUCGAAAGGCCCUGUCUUUGUAUCCGACAAGAUAUCGUUCCUUUGAUUAUCAGACCUGGCUGAAUUCCAGGAUGUAACUUCUUUUGUCUUGAUCAAUAUAUGAUUAUCUUUUGCAAAAAAAAAAGAUUAUCUAUUCUCAAAUUUUUUUUUUUAUUUGAAGGAGGCUGAAAAGCCAGCAGCGUUAACAAACAUACACUAGUGAUUCUUUACUUGUUUAUGCAUCCAAUGUAAGUACUAUGGGUGUAUUUGUUUCGAUUUUUCCUAGGAAUGGUAAUGGGCAGGUCCGGGGCGGGUAUCUCGAUACCCAUACCCGCCCAUGGCAGGUCGGGUCCAGGUCGGGUAAUUUAUCACGGGGCGUGGGUCGGGGCAGGUCGACCCAUUGGGUAUGUAAUUUAGGUGAAAAACAUUAGAAAUAUUCGUUCUUCUCAUUGAAAGACCAAGAAAGAAACCAUAAUAUGAUAAAUGUAGUUAAAUUAUUGAAGAAAUUGAGGUUUUCACUUAUUUACAAUUUUAUUAUAGCUAAAAUAUAAUGUAAUAAGAGGAAAAUCUUAAGUAAUUUGACUAAGAUUAUAUGUAAUUUAGGCAAGAACGGGUCGAGAAUGGGGUGGGUCAGGGCAGGUCGGGUCAUUGAGAGGUACCCAUGCUCGCCCCGCCCCAAAACAGGUCAAACAGGUCGGGUAAAUCGGGUCAGGUCGAAAUUGCCAUCCCUAAUUUUUCCUGAAAUUUGGAGAAAAGUAUGUUUGAAAUUAAAAUUAAAGUUGAUGAAUGUAAUUUACUUUUAAAUUUAUAUAAGGGUACGUAGUUGAUAAGAUUGUGAAUAGUGCAUUAAACAAUAAAGUCAUUUGGGAAUA